AUGUCGAGCAGCGGCAGCAUGCGCAGUCCCAUGCAAGGCGGCACCAUCAGUAAGCGAUUCAACAAAGCGCGAAGACGUGGAAAUAGUCAGGGAGAGUCGCUUAGUAGUAACGCGUUCGGAGGUAUGAGUCCCGUAGACAAUUUAAGCAACAACGGACGCAACACGAUCAGUUUUGGUAAACCUGCGCUUCCCUCCUCACCUGCAACAGCACCAGGUCAUUAUUUGAACGCUCUGAAAGAUGAUGCGUCGGGAUUUGUGUCCAGCAAGACGGGAUUUCUUACGAAACGUGCCAUGUCAAGCAUGGACGCUUUUGCUAACUGGAAAGAGCGAUUCUUUGUGCUAGCAGAAGGCCAUUUGUCUUAUUAUAAGCAAGGUGGAGGCUUUUUUAACACAGGCAAAGAGGAUAUUGUACAUUUAAAGGGUGAAUUGGAGCUCACACCAGAUUCUAUUGUACGAAAGAGCAAUAUUGACGACAAAGCCAAUUGUUUUGAGGUUGUAACCCCUACAAAAAAGAUGUUUUGCCAAGCUAGUACUGCCAGAGAAAUGGAGGAUUGGGUCAAAUCAGUACGUGCGCACAUUGCGGUAUUGAAGAAGAAUCAAAUGCGAGGUAGCUUUCACGAUGUGGCACCUGUAAACCUCGGAGCAUCAGGUGGACCAGGAGUUACGGCUGGAUUGAACGGGUUGCUUCAGGCAAACUCCAUGGAGACGGACUAUUCACGGCCCAGUAUGUUGGAAGACCAUGAGAUUGUGCGUAGCGCAGACAAGUCCUCGGACCCCAAAGAUAUUGUUAUCAAACAGCUUUUGGAGGAAAACCGUUCAUUGCGCGAACAAUUGACUAUGAAAGACCAAGUGAUUCACGAACUUGAGACAAAUGGAGGACGAUCCGUGGACACGCUCUCGGGAGGUGCAGGCAAAGCAAGAUCAACAGCGCCACAAAUGAUUUUGGAUCUAAGGGAUGUAAAGAAAAAACAGUUCCAAUUGUUUGACGCAGCGGAAGUCGGCAAUUGGCAUCUGAUUGCGACAUUAUUGCGGGAUAAUGUCAUUGAUGUGAAUGGUGUGGGCAUUAACCAGACGACAGCGCUGCAUUUGGCAGCACGGAACAAUCAUUCAAACGCUGUCAAGGAAUUGCUGACUCGUGGAGCAGAUCCGUCCGCACGGACGGGCGAUAGCUAUACAGCAUUGCAUGUUGCUGUCCAAGCGGGCAAUGUUGAGUGUGUUAAAGAACUACUUGAUGCAGGUGCAGACCCAAAUGUCACGGACUAUCAGGGUAAUGCUGCUAUUCACAUGGCAGCAGAGUCAGGAGAUAUUCCUACGGCCAAACUCUUGGUGGCACGUGGCGCACGGAUCGAUGCACCAAACGCAAGUGGCAGCCUUCCAGUGCACUUGUCUCCGAUCGGCCAUCCAAUUCGUGUCCUUCUUGGCAGCGGUGCAAACUUGGCUGCGACGAACCCAUCGCAACCCCCGAAGCCACGGAACGAAAUGGCUGCUCGUGAAGGAAAUGCAACACAAGCGAGUCAUUUGGCAUUUAAAAACAAGUACCAACAGGAUCUGGCACUUGGUCCUCGUGAUUUUGAGUUUGUCAAGGUGUUGGGACGUGGUGCUUUUGCUAAAGUUUAUUUGGUGCGUGGGAAGGGUUUGAACCGCGAUAAGUGGUAUGCUCUCAAGGCGUACAACAAACAGGCUAUUGUUCAAAAGAACCAAGCGCAAUACAUCCAUACAGAAAAGGCUGCAUUGCAGGCGUGUUCGGAUCACCCGUAUAUUGUGACACUUUACUUUGCUUUCCAAUCUCAAGACCGUUUAUUUUUAGUAAUGGAGUACUGCGGUGGUGGUGACUUGCUUUCGGCGCUCACUCGACGAAAAGCAUUUACUGAAAGCGAAGCAGCUUUUUAUAUUGGUGAGAUUGCGCUGGCCUUGUCGCAUCUUCACUCGAAGAAUAUUGUAUUUCGUGAUUUGAAGCCGGAAAAUGUGGUGAUGGACUUGGACGGGCACUGCCUUCUGACAGACUUUGGAAUCUCAAAAGAAGGGAUUAAAGAUCACACGUCUGCAAAUACGUUCUGUGGAUCCCCCAUGUACCUCGCACCUGAGAUGCUGUCACGUUCGGGUCAUGGAUUUGCUCUGGAUUGGUACUCGGUAGGUGCUUUGCUCUUUGAGCUGCUGACUGGUUUACCUCCAUUCUACACGAACGAUAAAAAGCAACUUUUUCACAAUAUUCUGCGUGGCCACUUGGUGAUCCCAGAGUAUUUGUCGCCCAACGCUCGCGACCUGAUUCAGCGAUUAUUGCACCGAGACCCGAAGCAGCGAUUGGGAUCCGGACCCACGGGCGACCGUGAGAUUUUUGAUCACCCGUUUUUCACGAGUGUGAAUUGGGAAAAACUCAAAGCGCGCGAGUUACCACCUCCAUUUCAGCCAAAGAUUAAGAAAGAUCCAUCUGGUGUACCAGAUACGUCGAACUUCCCGCAAGCGUUUACGGAUCAGGAGAUUUCUGAAAUGGAGCGAGGUUUCGAUCUCGUAGAUCCAAAUGCAGCUCAGGUACAACGUCCGAAUCCAAAUGGAAACAAAGAUGACAAACGUUUGUUUAAAGAUUUUGACUUUACACCGGAGCUACAGUUGGACAACGAGGCGAAACAAUUUGAGCAGCUUGCGCUUCAACAGAACAGUUUCAAAAACCUUCCGCCACCAGCCCUACUUGAAACGGACGAAUACAGCAUCUAA
Molecule: messenger RNA, 2712 nt
Organism: Plasmopara halstedii
Lineage: Eukaryota; Oomycota; Peronosporomycetes; Peronosporales; Peronosporaceae
Product: agc rsk rsk-unclassified protein kinase
Exons: 2
Coding region: 1-2712 (903 amino acids)
Biological process (GO): protein phosphorylation
Molecular function (GO): protein binding; protein serine/threonine kinase activity; ATP binding
Source: RefSeq, a predicted model, not a curated record